AUGCUUCCCGCAGGCACGCCCAAACAUGGGCAGGUCGCGACGAGCUGGACACAAGGUCCAGCUCAGGCGCAUAGCACGAGAGUACGCUACUUCUGGGGUCUUCGACCCAGGAUAUUCGACAGGGCUCUAGAGCCUCCUCAACCCUCGCUCCCGCGUCAUCCUCCUCCUCUCUCCAACCCUCCGGUUGCCCCCAGGCACCCUCACCCCCCACCACCGUACAGGCCUCCGGACCCGUGCCCGACCAGGACGUGGGCUCCGCGCCCUCCCGUAACCCCAGCACCUAGGCCUCCACGGGCCAGCCUGGCCAGCGCGCCUCCGGCACCACCGGCUGAUGCAACUAAGAGGCCACCGCAGGAACCAAGGCCACGGCAACCACGUGUGGCCCCGCCCCGGACUCGGCCCUGCAUCGUCCGAAUCGAGGCCCUGCAUCAGAAGGUCCGGAUAGCCCGACGGCCCAGGAACCCCCGGCGGGGAAGCAAGGAUAUGCCCCCACUGGGCUAG
Vollenhovia emeryi is the source of this 501-nucleotide messenger RNA. RefSeq names its product proline-rich protein 2-like. The record is from RefSeq and is a predicted model, not a curated record. Lineage: Eukaryota; Metazoa; Arthropoda; Insecta; Hymenoptera; Formicidae. The transcript has a single exon. Bases 1 to 501 code for a protein of 166 amino acids.